Messenger RNA from Cimex lectularius (bed bug), 5545 nucleotides. It is a transcript of the gene Zmynd8, whose product is annotated as protein kinase C-binding protein 1. The coding region runs from base 474 to 4931 and encodes 1485 amino acids. The record is from RefSeq and is a predicted model, not a curated record. The transcript has 19 exons. Gene Ontology annotation, molecular function: protein binding. Lineage: Eukaryota; Metazoa; Arthropoda; Insecta; Hemiptera; Cimicidae.
AACAGUAUCGUUUUUGCUGUGGCACAGAGAAAGUGCAUAGAAAAUAGCCUCUUUUGUGUAUUUGAUUAACUACAGAAAGAUCUGUGUUUCUGUUUGCACUCUUUUGUUAUGGAAAUCAUUGGUGUUGUCAACAGUUUGACAGCAUUUUUAAAUUUUCAACAGCACGCCUAAUAAAAUUUUCAUCGUAGUUGUAUCUCUUUGAAAUAAAUCAACCUGACCUUUGCUUACUAGAUAAUUUUAACUUAUAAAAGCUCAGCUGUUAGGUUUGCAGAAUUAUGUAAAAACUUGUAAGAAGUGGUUCUCGCAUACGUAAUCAACCAAAAGAUUUUAGUUCAAGAUUUUAAUUAUUACGAAUUAUCGCUUAUCAUAGAGAGAUGGACAUGGCUGUAUAUGAUUCACAUAGCCUUGCCUUGAAUAUUAUAACUGGGCGUGCAUUGUGUUAGGUAUUGCUUGUCUGUUGAUUUGAAGACACAAUGUCAACGGAAGAUUUGUUAAUAAAUGAAAACCAAGUCGAUCAAAGUGGUUCGACACCCAUUGAAGAAAAGGAAUCUCCAAAUAAAGAAAAGGGUGAAGAUCAAAACAUUCAAAAUGAUUCAACACCUGUUGAAGAUGGAGAAAACCAAAAUAAAGAUAAUGAAGAAAUCCAAAGUAUAGAAAGUGAUACAGAUUUAAUCAACGCCACUAAAGAUAUGAUUGAUAUUGAAAAAACUAAAAAAUUUGACACUAAAUCUACAGAAGAUAAUAUCAAUCUAUGUUCUGAAGAUAACAGUGAACAAAUGGACCAAAGUGAUGAAGAUAUUGAUAUGAUAGACGAUUAUACACCAAGCCCUAGUCAAAUAGGCAAACGAUCAAAUUCUAAAGAAAAUGAAGUUUCAUCUGAUGAAGAAGACCUGCUGGACAACAACCAGGAUAAAAUUGUGAUCAGUGAUGAUGGUGAAAGCAGUCGCAAUAAUUCAUUGUCUGAGAUUGAUUUAAUAGAAAGGAAGAAGAGGAAGAGGAGAAUGCACCAUUUGCUGCUAGACAUUGAUAAUGGACAGGCCAUGAAGAAAAGAAGAAGGAAGAAAGAUUAUUUGGAAUAUGAGCCGCCGAAAUUGCAAGGAAAAACUGAUAUAUUUUGCUGGCGGUGCCACAAACCAGGACCUCACCUAGCGUCGUGCUUGCACUGCACGAAAGUCUACCAUCUGAAGUGUGCCCAAAUAGAAGGAGAUCCAAAGCCCCAGUGGGUCUGCCCUGAGUGUGAACAGAUUAGAAGAGCAGAAUGUGAUGAAGAAAAAUCCAAGCCAGGUUACAUAAAUCCUGAAACACUACGAAACCUGUUGUUCUUUGCCAUUAAAAGGAUGCUCACAUUGGAAGGGGCUGAACACUUUAUCCAACCGGUUGAUGUUAGUGCUUACGAAGAUUAUUGUGAUUUUGUUCUCGUUCCCAUGGACCUAACUUUGUUGAAGAAAAGGGUACGGGAUGGAAUGUACAAGUCGACGGAAAGCUUUUUGGUUGAUGUUAAAUUUUUACUUCACAACAGUUACAUUUACAAUUCAGCACUAUCUGAAUUGACACUGGUUGCAAGACAGUUGGUAAAGAUUGCAAAACAAGAAUGUGAAGAGAUGCAUAACUGCAGUGACUGUUACAGGCAUGCAAAUACGAUUAAGGAUAAAUGGUUUAUAGAGCCUUGUGCAAAGCCACAUUUAUUGGUAUGGGCAAGGCUAAAAGGCUAUCCGUACUGGCCUGGAAAAGUUAUGAAAGUGCAUGGACCGGAAGUAGAUGUUAGAUUUUUUGGUGAUCACAACAGAUCCAUGGUCCCGCUGGCGAAUAUUUUUUUGUUUAGCAAACGUCCACCUUACCGCAUACCAGUGCGACAUACACAAAGCUUCGAAGAGGGAAAGGAAGAAGUUCAAGAGCAUAUUGAGAAACUUAUUAACAUCUAUGGAAAUUUUGAAUAUGCCCCAGCCAAAGUGCAGUAUGAUCCGAAAAUGGAGUAUGGCCAGCUCAAAAUGAUGAUUCCUAGUUAUGGAAGGAAGAAAGGGGAAAACAAAACCACAUCUUCUGUCGAGGUUACUGAACAAAAGAGUAUAGAGACUAGGAUGCCAAUGACUAAAAUCCAAGUUUUAACUAAAAACAAUGGCGCCCCAUCAGAUAUAAAAGUUGGAAAUAAUGUCAAAACGAUAAUUUCAGUCGAUAAGAGGACAUUCGCUCAUCAGACCACAAUCAUAGCCGGUAAUAACAAAAAUACAAUGAGGAAUGAUUCUGACAAAAAAUCAGGAUUGAAAAUAUCCCCCAAAAAUGCAAAGUCCCUUCAGUCGCCUGGCCAGAGGUUGAUAUUCUCACCGAAGCAUGUCAAGAUCAACAAUGCAGCACCAGAUAACUCAACGUACUUUUCUAACGGAAAAGGCAAAUUUGAUUUGAGCGAAAACUCGGUUGUAAUGAAUCUGAAGAAAAAGCUGAUGCUUUCACCCGAUGGACAACAUUCCGAUGAUGACAGCUUCAUGCAAGGAAGCAAGUCUGAGAAAAGCGUUCAUUUCUAUCCAAAGCUGGUUUUAAUGAAAAAACAAGAGCAAUCGUCUGAAAAGAAAUUUUUGUCUGACCAAUUGCUAUGUCCGACCAUAUCAACAUCAGACGAUUUGUCUGUUAAAGAAUUUAACUCAGUCUUAAAAUCUGCAUAUUUAAAAAGAGUGAGUGAUAUUAAAGAUUUUGAAAACAAGCAUUCAGAAGGUAAGAGUAUAUUAAUUAAACAGAUGUAUGUAAAACCCAAUAAUUUAGUUCAUAACAAAAAGGAUAAUGGAAAAGAAAUUGAUAAAAAUAGAUCUGAUGUACUUCAAUGUAAUACCGGCAGUAAAUUAGUAGGCUGUGAUCUGCCUAUGAAACAACCAGUCAUACUGUUACAUAAACUAGAUGAAAAGAUAUUAAAUAAAAAUUCCAUUAGGGUCGAAGAGGAAAAUGUUUCCGAUACAAAUUCUUCCAACAAAACAAAUAAUUUUAAUUCUAUCAAUAGCGAGAUCACUAAUUUUUCUUUCUCAUCUUCUGAUGAAUAUCCUGAUUCUUCUGCAAUUAUUUCUUCAUCAGAAAUAAAUGGCAUUAAAGUUGAUGGUGAAGGAAAGGUUAAAGAGACGUCAAUCGAUGAAAUAUAUGACAGCGGAGAUUCAGCUACGGUCGAUCGUGACGAGUCACAUCCUCCUCCACCAAAUCUUAUAGAAAUUGACAAUCCAGAAAGUGAAAUUGGCCUCUGCAGUCUGUUGACGCCGAACGAAAUAUGUGCCGUCAGACAGAAACCAAUAAAAGCUGCACAAUCAUCAGAAGAGGAGACGCAAAAUGAAAACAAUGAAUGUAAUAAAAGGCGAAAACAAUCUUCACCUUCUUCAAAGGACCAAAGCCAAUCUAUUAAGAUUCGUGUUAGAAAGGAUUUAAUGAGAAAUGAUUUAUUAAUGGAUGUCUCAAGUGAUGGAGGAGAAGAAAGGGAAAAUCCAGAACCAGAGGAUAUAGUAAAUUCAAAAAACCCAACUGACUUAAAAGAAAAAUUGGUAAAAAAAGAUGAUCUUUUAAAGAUUUCAAUUCAUGAUGUAUUUGCUGCUAUGGAAAAGGGUGAAACGAAGGAGGAAGUUUUAGAGAUUGCCAAGAAGGAAUUAGAAUCACUAGAAAAAUAUUAUGAAUCUCAAUUAAUCUACGUCACAAACAAUUGUGCCUCAAGGAUCGAAGAGAUCGAUCAGAUUUUUGAAGCCGAAAGGACGAAGAUAAGAGUCAAGACACGGUUGGAAUGCCAGGAGGAGAAAAAACAUCUUAUCGACGAAAUCAAAAGGAAGCAGUGGUGCGUUUUCUGCCUGAAUGUUGCAAAAUUCCACUGCUGUUGGAACACAUCGUACUGUAGCGAGAAAUGCCAAUUGGCGGACUGGCCCGUUCAUUCAAAAACAUGUACGCAGUAUAAAAUGCGUGCUAAUGACAUUGAUUUGCGCCUGAAUCCAAAACACAAAGCUUUCCUGACGCGCUACAGAUCUAACAAUAAAAUAUUAGUUCAGGACGUCAUAGAUGGGCACAAAAGAUUAAAUGCUGUUGUUAAUAAACCUAAAGUGGCUAAUUCCCUGUCUUCACUAAAUGUUAAAAUCGGCUCUCAAGUACAGAAUGCUAUAAGUCCAGUCGGUACUCAAGGUCAAAAGGAAGCAAAUUCAGUUGGUGUUCAUAUUCAGAAUGCAGGUCAGAAGGAAGCAAGUUCAGUCGGUGUUUCUAUUCAGAAUGCAGGUCAAAAGGCUACCAAGGAUAACAUUUUUAUUAAACUAAUUCCUGAGUCUGUGAACAAUGGGCAGAGCCAGAAUCCAUCUACUUCAAAGCCUGUAAUGGUCAUGAAGAAUGUCUACCCAAUGAACGUAAUCAAAAGGAAAGUUCCAAUCGUAGCGAGCACCGGAAUCUCCUCGAUGGAUCAGAUAAAAGGUGAGCAGAAGACUGGGCAAGACCAGCAAAAACUGACCAAACCAUGUCGGCUCAUAGAGAAAAAAAGGAGCGACGGAACGAAGUUCUUUUGGCUUGACGCCUCGCCUUCGAGCUCUGGUGAAGAAGAGGGACCGAUAAACACAACGAGCAAUGUUCAAAUUGUCAACAAUCACAAAUCGGGGAUCAAGAGGACGGCGACUUGGGAUCCAUCAACAACUUUAGAGGCUGCAGAAUUUGCAAUGAUACAAACCAGUGCUGGCUUUCGCACCGUGCCGAGUUCAGUGGGAAAAAAAAUUCAUAUGAAAGUUUGUGGGGAUAAAAUAGAAGUGGUCUCUUCCAAGCAGAAAACAUCCACAUCCCCGAGGAAAAUCCUACCUAAACUCAUACCAAAACAGAAAAUUAUCACAAACACACGUAAUUUCAAAGGUGUAAUAAAAACAUUGGACGAGCAUGAAAUUGAAAAUAUAAUGAAUAAAAAUCAUUUGAGUGGUUUUGAUUCUUCAGUUGAACAAGAGUGAGAGCUUACUUUUUAAACAGUAAAUAGUCUCUUCUCUCAUCGAGUCAUCGCAAUUGUAAAUUUAUAAUUAUUGUAAAUUUAAAUUUGUAAAUAACAUUUUGUAAAAAAAUGUACAUAUUUAUAAAUUGUUCUUUAAAAAUUUAAACAAAUUGUACAAGAAUUCUUUUUAUUUCUUCUAGCAAGGUCUUUUUAACGAUUCUUGUAUUUCAAAAUGUUAAUUUUUGAAUUAUAAAAACUAUAUUUAGUUGAUUUUGUAUUUAAACCCCUUAAUUGAUUAGUUUUUUAUUGAACAUAAAUAGCAUCAUUUCACUUGUACUACUUUUUGUAUUCUACUACAUAUUUACAUUAGGAGGAAGGCAAGAUCCAUUUGCGCACUGUAAACCAUUGAUGAUGAUGUACAUUUUUUAAUACAAACAUCUUUGAAUUUUUUUAAAAAUGAUAAGUGCCAAAUUUGUAUUUUGGUAUCCUUUAGUUACCAUUGUAGUAAUAUCAAUUUGUUCAGGGUGAGCAUUAAGUCAAACAUGACAGUUUGUACAUUUUUUAUAAUAUAAAUUUAUCUGAUGAAGCAAGUUUUCAACAGUUGGUAACAAACAUAUAAUAAAAAAAAUUAUGAUA